This is a messenger RNA of Mus musculus (house mouse), 4665 nucleotides long. Its product is annotated as RIKEN cDNA D830030K20 gene. The record is from RefSeq and is a predicted model, not a curated record. NCBI's taxonomy places the organism in Eukaryota, Metazoa, Chordata, Mammalia, Rodentia, Muridae. The transcript is spliced from 8 exons. The coding region runs from base 703 to 1143 and encodes 146 amino acids.
GCGGGGACAGGAGAGAGAGGGGGCGGAUUCUGAGGCCAUGGGAGGCGGCAAAGGCUUGAGGAGCCUAGGGCUCUCCACCGCGCCAAGGAGCUGCACUCCUGCGGCUGCGGAGGUGGUGAUGAAGGAAGGGACCAGCGCAGGGGGAGGGGCGGGGAGAGCGCGGCGGAAGCCAGAGAGCGCCUUGACCCUGCGCUCCGUCGGUCAGUGAGCGCGGGCCAGCGGGAUGGAGCCUCAGCAUCUGCGCCCCGGGUUUGGAUCCCAGAGCACAGCCUGGGUGGAACCGAAAAUCUUCAGUACUCGUCUCGCCACAUGAACGUUUAAAGCUAAAACCUUCACAGAGAAGCGAGAUGGAGCAGGAGCAGUGGCUAAUUGCUGAACUCUUCAAAACUUGGCGUAUGGAUCUCAAGAAUCUGAAUGAAGUGAGUUCUGGUUUCCUUCAGAAUGAAUCGAUAUGACCGCCAUGCGGGGCUGCUGGUGUACCACCAUCAUCCCCAACACUCCAGUUCAGAAGAUGGGUGGGGAAAGUGGAAAGUCUAAUCAGUCAGCCGAUGACCAGUGGGAAAAAUGAGCUACAAGAUCACCUGAUCUUCAUCAGUGAGAAAGCUUUGCACAAGAGGGUCUGCUAGAAAUACUUCAACCCAAAAUUCCAAAAUCACUAAGCAGAGAUCAAAAAUAAAUGAACUAGAAGAACUGAAAUUGGAUAUGAGGAAGAUCAGCAAUGACAUGGAGGAAAUGGGUGGAAUCCUGGAACUUUACAUAUAUGAGGAUUUGAACUACAGGAUGAACACUGAAUUCAACAUCAUUAAAUCACAACAUGAGAAGACAAUGUUGGAUAUGAAUGAAAUGAUCCAGUCCAUAAUUGUUUCCAUGCAGUACUCCAAGGAACUGAUAGAAGAUAACUAUUCCUACAGCAUUAAGGAGGACCACCUCCUCCGUGAGUGCACUCAACUCAGCGAAAAAGUAAGGAUAUUACUGAAUGAGAACAGAAAGCUGCUAGUGGAGCAGGCUGGAACGCAAUUGUCUCAUGGGGAAGAAAAGAGGUUCUGUGAGGAGGCCAGCAAGAACAUCUGUGCCUCAAGUGCCAAGGAGCAGCAGUGUGUAAACUCCAGUAGAAACCGGAACAUGGCACAGACCACGACAUGAUCUCCCUCAAAGAGAAGUGCUGGAGGAGGAGCACUGAGUGUGCACAGGAAAUACACCACUGUUGCCUCUCAUCCCUAAUAACCAUGGCUGCAAUGGGCUGUAUGCUCCUCCUUUAUUUUGGUUUCUUUGGUCUGAACAGGCCUUAAUUUCAUCUAGCCUGGACUGAAAUCCAGGCAUUUCUUUCUGUUCUCUUGGAAGUCUGCAGGAAGACAGCUCCUGGGACUUUUCUUCCUCCAGGCAACCAAUUCUCCUUUACCCAAGGUGACCCUUGGCGUGCGGUGAGAAGGGGGCUCUACCACAGUGGGCUUUUUCCUGAGUCCAAACCAGAUGCUUCCUUCUCCAUAAUAUUGUCAGCUGGCUUCACUUUUCAUGCUAUUUUAAGCUUUAAUUUUUUUUUUCUCCUUGCGGAUCAACAAUUUUGGUAAUAAAACAAGAAACAAACACUUGUCUCAGGUUAGUAAUAAAGUUGUUGCCUACUAUCUAGAAAUGUACCUGCCUUUUCUUUUUUUCUUUUUUCUUUUCUUUCCUUUCCUUUCCUUUCCUUUCCUUUCCUUUCCUUUCCUUUCCUUUCCUUUCCUUUCCUUUUUCUUUUUCUUUCUGUAAAAUGUGGCAUUUUACAGGUUGGGAUGUAGCACCGUUGGUGGAGUGUUUACCUAGCUAGUAUAUACAAAGCCCUUGUUUCAAUCCCUAGCACUGUGUAAGGUAGGUUGUGACUCGUGUCUGUAAUCUCAGAACUCUACAGGUAGACAUGUGGGAAGCAGAAAUUCAUCCUCAGCGUACAGUGAGUUUCAGGUUGGCCUGACCCAGAGGAACAUGGAAAAAACAAAAACAAAAACAAGAAAACCUAAAAGCUGAUGUGUUCUCUCUCUCUCUCUCUCUCUCUCUCUCUCUCUCUCUCUCUCUCUCUCUCUCUCUCUUGUCAUAAUUCUUUUGGUAGAGGGAAGGAAAGAGAAGAACAUGUAUUGAUUUCCCUGGUAUCUACCAAAUUUGUAUAUUACUUGUCGGUUAAUAUUAUAACAAACAUUAAAUUGUAUUCAGAAACAUAUUUUGAUUAUUAUCUUUGUGUGUUUUGGAUCUCAUGGCAGUAAUAGGUACCCGAGGUGUUAACUACCGUUUCUGUAACAGCAAACUGUCUCUCUCUACAGCCCAAUGCUGUGUAGUUUGUAUGGUUCAUUUGUUGUUGGCUUGUUGUUAUUGAUGUUGUUUGUGUUGCUGAGGCUAGAGUCUGGGGCCUUGUACAUGUUGGGCAGGCAAAUUCUCCACCACUGAGUCUCCAGCCACUUUUCUGGAGGUUUUUGUUGCUGUAGAUUGUACUGAAGAAGUCUUUCAGCUUUUAUAUUUGAAAAAGAUACCACGGCAAGAUACACAGCCACAACCAAUGCACCACAAUAAAUAACCAACCCAACACAUGACAUUAUGAUACAGUAAGAAUCAAUUUAAAAGAUAUAUCACCUCAUUCUUGGGUUUGCCUAUGUUCUUAAUUUUUAGAUUAAAAAUCUUUUGAAACAUUGAAUGACACCUCUCAUCUAUCAACUACUGCCAUUAAAUAUCGCAUCUUCACAGCUGAAUAAAUAGACCAGCCAACAUCCAGAAUAGUCCUCCAGUCAUUCAAGAAAGAGUUCCUAACUAAGGACAAAUUGUUUCUACUGAUUUCUUUCCUGGGGUUUCAUUUUGGAUUGCAUGUUCACUUUUAAAGAUGCUUGCUGAUCUCUUCGUGGACCAGAGAUGGAGGAAGCACUCCACUCUAUUUAUUUUUUCACCACAAGAUUAAUUCAGGUCAAUCUCAGCUCUCAGGUUUGUUCUUGUAGUGGUUUUGAAGGUUUCAAAGGAAAUGUUGCUGCAUGGAGAGCUAUGAAGCUGCUGAUGUUUGCAAGUCAGUUAGAGAGUGACUUCUACAAGCAGAUCAGAUUUGUGGCCCUGGUCUUCUGGCUGUCAGGGGAACACCACUUUGGCCACUGAUUCAAAGAAUGUUCUGUUGAGAGCAUUUGCUAAGGGGGUUCUGAUGAUGGCAACUUGCUGAUGUCAGGGAACUCCAGGGACAUGAGCUCACUGAAUCACUGCUUUCAUUGGAAAAGGAACUUUUUGGCCAGAACAAUCCUCUUAGAAUCUAUCUUUCUGCACAGCAGCUCUGGAUCAUUUCUCCAAUGCCCUGACUGGUUUAGCCUUAACUAUAGGGGAAAUCACACACACACACACACACACACACACACACACACACACACACACACACACACACACUGUGGUUAGCAUCUGCUUUCUUUCCCUGUCUACCUGGGCCACAAAAUUUCUCCACCUCAAAUAUUUUCAGGUCUCAAUAGAUAAAAGUUCUGAAACUUCAUCUUGAUAUGCACCAAUAAUACAGUAACACACAAUUUCUAGCAGUCUAUGUAACAUUGAUGUUUUGUCCAGGAGGCUCAUAGCUCUUUUUUCAAGUAAUCACCUAAUCCAACUCUAAGUCACAAAAAUUGCAAACCUGAAGACAAAAAGAAUCUAUUCUGAGUCAGGUGAAGUCUCUGCAAUGUUCUUUUGAAGUUCAUAUACUGUUUUCAGAUCUUCCCUCUGAUAUUCUAAAAUGUCACCAUCAUUCCUUCACUGAGGGCUUUAUGAAGAAUGAAGUAGGAAUAUUGAAUCCUCUCUGUGGCAUUGGCUUUAACUCACUCAGUCUUGGAAGAUACACUCAUAUCAUGGAUAAAUUCUGUUCUGCCACCCACAGUGCAGAGCAAGCUACAAAUCUAUCAGAUAUGUGUCAGCAUCUACAUGUUCACAGUAAUUCAUGCUUCAUGAUUUAUGACCACACAUCUUGAACGAUAAUAUGUCCUGUCUUGAUCAAACAAGCUUCACAUUAUCAUCCCCAAAUUUUAUCAAUCGCCAUCACCUUCAGUUUUAAAACAAACCCUGUAACAUCAGUUAUGGUUCUCUCUGCUGGAAAUCAGGAAUGCAUGGAAAAUAAUUUGUAGGGUCCUUAUGAUCUGUUUCUGCUAUCACAAAAUUCAGGAAGUCAUAAUUUUCCCAAUAACUCAAAUUAUCAUUGUCAUGACAGCUUUAGUCAUCUCAGGGUUAUGCUUUCUACAUCCUAAGCUUCAGUCAAAAUAUUAAUAGCAACCUCCAGCUAUGCUGACCGAGUGCAGUUUGCUGUUUCUGUCUAGUAGUUGUGCUGUCACAUGAUCCAUAAGUGAUCCUCAUAUAGUUUUCCUUUAUACUCAGCUGGAUCUCAUCAUAAUGAAUGGGGCUGGGAGCCCACAAUUCUGCCUUGUAUAUAGGGUGUCACCCUGCCUCUGGAUAAUUUUGCAUUGUACUAUCUGUACACGUCUUUCAGCUGAUGUUCAUUGAUCCAGCAACAACAUACAUAGCUGUUGAGCUUCAGGGUAGUAUAUGAAAUAGCUCAGCCAAAUGAUUAGUAGCUCCAACCUGCAAUGUGCAUAUUGCCUGGUAAACAUAGAGCUUUUUCAAGCAUUGGUAUAUUUUGCCCUGAAUCAUCAAUCUCUGUUGGUAUAAAAUACACUGUCUUGGCUUGCUGACCUG